CUCUUACCAAACUGUCCUCUCUGAUAGUGUCAUUAGGAUCUCGAUUCUCUGAAAGUGCUCUUUUCAUCUGUCAAAUUAAAUCCUUUUGUGAACAUGUUUCUCAGAUUGUAGUAAUUUAAGUGGAACCAAUGUUCUCCCAUUUCAAUGGUAUUCUAGGAAUGUUUUAGUUUUCGAAACUAUGGGAGUGGAUUCAGUGGAAUUCGAUGGGGAAGGCUUUUCAUGUUUCUGGCUGAAUCUCUUGUUAUAGAACUUCGGAGAAACGAUCAGUUGCGAUGCUUUGAAGUCUGCGUAGAAGUUGGUGAACUGUUGACAUUCUUGUUCUUCAACUUCAACAUGCUUUUCAUUUUCCUUUCAGAGGUUUUCCGUGUUUUCUGAGACUCAUCUGCCAGAAUUCUAAUUCUUAUACGGCAUUUGAGUUUCCUGGGAUUCCAACUGCACAAAAAAGCACGAGGAAUGGGGGUUUUCCGUGUUUCAUUGCAUGGAACCAUGAAAUCUGAUGCAAUUAAUGUUCUGACUGCAAUUGUGCCUCUAUUGAAACUACUAUCUAUGAGUGUCAUUGGUCUGAUUCUUGCCCACCGGAAAACGCAAAUUGUCCCCAAAGAGACUUUCAAGUUACUCAGCAAGCUUGUUUUUGCCUUAUUCCUGCCCUGUUUGAUCUUCACUCACCUUGGUCCAUGCAUUACUCUCGAGAGUGUCAUUCACUGGUGGUUCAUCCCCGUAAAUGUUGUUCUUAGUACUGCCAUUGGCUGCGUGUUGGGGUUCUUGGUGGCAAUAAUUUGCCGGCCACCACCUGAAUACUUUCGAUUCACCAUCAUCAUGACCGCAUUUGGAAACACAGGGAACCUCCCUCUGGCAAUAGUUUCAUCAGUUUGCCACAAUACUGCUAACCCAUUUGGUCAGGAAUGUUAUGCCUCCGGUGUGGCUUAUGUAUCCUUUUCCCAAUGGGUUGCUGUUAUACUUGUUUACACUCUUGUUUACCACAUGAUGGAGCCCCCAUUGGAGUAUUAUGAGAUCAUUGAAGAAGGAGAGCCUGAAAUAGAGGAGGUAGUGCCUGCUGCUGAUGAUCUUAGUAGGCCGCUUCUUGUUGAAGCUGAAUGGCCGGGGCUCGAAGAUAAGGAAACCGAACAUUGCAAGACACCCUUUAUUGCAAGGCUUUUCUACAGCAUCUCGGGCAUCUCACAAACAACUAUUCCGGAUCUUGAUUCAGUGGAUGAAGGUCCAAGAAGUACCAUGUCAAUUAGAUGUUGGGCAGAGCCUAGGAUGAUUAGAAAAAUCAGAAUUGUUGCUGAGAAAACUCCAAUUCAUCACAUACUUCAGCCACCAACAAUCGCUUCACUGUUAGCGAUUGUUAUAGGACUGGUUCCUACUCUUAAAUCUUUGGUUUUUAGUGAUGAUUCUGUGGUUUCUUUUAUCACAGACAGUUUAGAUUUUAUGGCUGAGGCAAUGGUGCCUUCAACUAUGCUUGUUCUUGGAGGAAUGCUUGCUGAAGGUCCCAAUGAAUCUAAUUUAGGGAUCCGAACUACAAUUGGCAUCAUUGUAGCAAGGCUUUUAAUUCUUCCUUUACUUGGAAUUGGGGUCAUUCUAUUGGCUGAUAAGCUGAAUAUUUUGGUCCCCGGGGAUAACAUGUACAGAUUCGUGCUUUUGCUGCAAUACACAACACCAAGUGCCAUCUUAUUAGGGGCAAUCGCAAGCUUGAGGGGUUAUGCAGUGAAUGAGGCAUCGGCUCUCCUCUUCUGGCAGCAUGUGUUUGCUCUGUUCUCCCUUUCAUUGUAUAUAAUUCUGUACUUCAACGUGCUAUUUCCCUAUAUCUAAGCUAUGUCCUGACUUCUGUUUUUAACUUUAUGAAAUACAUAUUUCCUGAUUUCAAGUAGUAUAUCUCUCUUA
Molecule: messenger RNA, 1884 nt
Organism: Juglans regia (Persian walnut)
Lineage: Eukaryota; Viridiplantae; Streptophyta; Magnoliopsida; Fagales; Juglandaceae
Product: protein PIN-LIKES 2-like
Exons: 2
Coding region: 454-1812 (452 amino acids)
Biological process (GO): endoplasmic reticulum to cytosol auxin transport
Cellular component (GO): membrane
Source: RefSeq, a predicted model, not a curated record